This is a messenger RNA of Capsicum annuum, 2718 nucleotides long. RefSeq names its product kinetochore-associated protein KNL-2 homolog. Lineage: Eukaryota; Viridiplantae; Streptophyta; Magnoliopsida; Solanales; Solanaceae. The record is from RefSeq and is a predicted model, not a curated record. The transcript has 10 exons. Bases 97 to 2382 code for a protein of 761 amino acids.
ACCAUCCCUUGUCAAAGUUGUCACCUUUAAGCAACACCUUUCCUUCAAUUUUCUCCUUUGGGGACAGAAAGACACUGACAAGCCUUAUAGUAGCAAAUGACAUUCCCGCGCAAGAGAAAGGAGAAUACCACUAAAAUGGCUUCUCCUUCAACGGAAUCUCCAGAACCCAAAAGCAACAAUUCUUCAAAAUCUUGCUUUCACCCAACAGUGUGUUUGAAAGAUUGGUGGCUUGUUAGGGCUCAAGGUGAUUCUCAAGGAAGGACUCUUGCUGUUGCUGGCCUCACUUCUAGAGAAGGUCAAGCGCUGCGAGUAUUCUCCUCUGCACCAAUUCUCAAGGUAUAUGAUGUAUUUAAUCUUGAAACCAUUGAUGGGAUAUGUGUUGUCCUCAACGGCUUCAUAAACAAAAGUCGCUCCGAGGAAAAUGGUUUUCCGUCUGAGGUGUUUGAACAGUUUCUUUUUGGUUUUCCUCCUCAAUGGGAGGCAUUUAAUGAGAAUUGCUUAGGAAGAGAAUCUCAAUAUAGGGCUGCAGCAAGUGGUCCCCUUGGAUCUGAAAAUCCAUCUGUGUGCUCAGAAAAGGUUAAAGAUCUAAAGAAGUUAAACCAAAAGGAUCAUGUAGAGGCUAUCGGUGAAACAAUACAGGAUCGUAAUGGGAGAGAAGAUUAUGAAGUAGAAGACAAUUUGAUGAGGGACAAUCAGAAUGAUGGAGAAGUUGCAAGUGAAGUUAUUUUACAACAGAUCACAAAAAGAUCAACAAGGUCAUUGGACAAGCUUAAUUCUACAAAUCAGAAUGACAGAGAUGUUGCAAGUGAAGUUCUUUUACAAAAGAUCACAAAAAGAUCAACGAGGUCAUCGGACAAGCUUAAUUCUAUAAACACUUCUACAAGCUUUGCAAAGGAGCAAAUUGCAGAUGUUGAGAAAGCAACGCACUUUAAAAGUGCAAAUGUAGAGGCUACCCGUGAUAUAAUACAGGAUCCUAAUGGGAGUAAAGACUAUGAAGUAGAAGAUAAUUUGAUGAGGGACAAUCAGAAUGAUGGAGAUGUUGCAAAUGAAGUUAUUGUACAAAAGAAGACAAAAAGAGCAACGAGGUCAUCAGACAAGCUUAAUUCUGCAAUCACUUCUACAAGCAUAGCAAAGGAGCAAACUGCAAAUGUUAAGAGAGCAACUCACUUUAAAAGAGCAAAUGUAGAGGCUACUGGUGAAAUAAUGCAGGAUCAUAAUGGGAGUAAAGACUUUGAAGUAGAAGACAACAUGACGAGGGACAGUCAGAAUUAUGGAGAACUUGCAAGUGAAGUUAUUGUACAAAAGAAGACAAAAAGAGCAACAAGGUCAUCAGAAAAACUUGAUUCUACAAGCACUUCUACAAGCAUUGCAAAGGAGCAAAGUGCAGAUUUUAAGAGAGCAGCUCAUUUUAAAAGUACAGAUGUAGAGGCAACCAGUGAAAUAAUACAGGCUCAUAAUGGGAGUAAAUACUAUGAAGUAGAAGACAAUUUGAUGAGGGACAAUCAGAAUGAUAGAGAAGUUGCAAGUGAAGUUAUAGACAAGAAGACAAAAAGAGCAACAAGGUCCUCGGAUAAGCUUAAUUCUUCAAACACUUCUACAAGCAUUGCAAAGGCGCAAAGUGCAGAUGUUACGAGAGGAGCUCACUUCAAAAGUGCAAAUGUAGAGGCUACCGGUGAAAUAAUACAGGAUCCUAAUGGGAGUAAAUACUAUGAAGUAGAAGACAAUUUGAUGAGUGACAAUGAGAAUGAUGGAGAAGUUGCAAAAGAAGUUACUGUACAAAAGAAGACAAAAAGAGCAAUGAGGUCCUCGGACAAGCUUAAUUCUACAAACACUUCUACAAGCAUUGCAAAGGCACAAGCUGCAGAUAUUAGAAGAGCAACUCACUUUGAAAGUGCAAUUGCAGAGGAUCCUAAUGGGAGUAAAGACUAUGAAGUUGAGGACAAUUUGAUGAGGAACAAGCGGAAUGAUGGAGAUGUUGCAAGUGAAGUUAUUGUACGAAAGAAGACAAAAAGAGUGACGAGGUCAUUGGACAAGCUUAAUUCUACUAACACUUAUACAAGCAUUGCAAAGGAGCAAACUCCAGAUGUUAAGAGAGCAACUCACUCUAAAAGUGCAAGCACAUCUGUCAAAAACGCAAAGAGGAAAUUGACAUAUGGAAGUCCUCAACAAGGGAAAGAGGCAGUUCCACUUAUCUCUCCUGAAUCCUUGGGUUUUAAGAGAUCUAAAUCAGGGAGAAUGCUACUUCCUCCGAUGGCAUUUUGGCGCAAUCAAAGAGCAGUUUAUGAUGCGGAUCAGAGGGUUACAGCUGUUAAACAAGGCGACCCGAAUCUGGAUGAUCUAUUUAGAGUGAGUAGAUCCGAACCAUCAAGAAAGAGACGCUAACACAGAUGAGAGUUCAAGCUCGUAUUGUCUAGUGGAAAUGUAAGGAAUUUAAUGGGGAGGCAUAAGAAGCAGUGGUAUUUUUGUACAAAAAUGUGUAAAGGGUCUACUAAUGCCAUUUUGGAUUCAUAUUUACUAGACAGAUACCUCUUUUGGUUCUUAGAACAACUGCAAGCUGUUAUGCUAAACUGAUCAGUAAAAGCGUUAUUUCUUUUUUCUAUAUUCUAUAUUAGCUUAAUUGUUCAAUGGCUUUGUUCAAUGGAUACCUCUUUUGGUUCUUAGAACAACAGCAAGCUGUUAUGUUAAACUGAUUAGUAAAAGAGAUGUUUCUUUUUUCUA